Molecule: messenger RNA, 507 nt
Organism: Teleopsis dalmanni
Lineage: Eukaryota; Metazoa; Arthropoda; Insecta; Diptera; Diopsidae
Product: homeobox protein rough-like
Exons: 2
Coding region: 64-507 (147 amino acids)
Source: RefSeq, a predicted model, not a curated record
AAUCUCAUUCGCAAGUGAUAAACGGAACUAAACGGACAUAAACGGACUCGGAUAUUGUUUAAAAUGUUAUCGACGAAUCAAUCGCUGACCGCGCGGGAUACCGCCACCGACGGUAAAACUUUAAAUCGUCCAUCAUCGCCGCGUCAAUUUUUUGAACGACUUUAUGGUCAUCUCGAAUGUAGUGAAAAAAACGGUUUAACCGAGAGUGCGUCUCAUAAUCAAGAUAAUGUAUCCGAGCAAGAAAGAACUGAUAAGGUUUUUGAUGAAAAUAGAAAUUCAAGUAUCUGUGAUACAACAUAUCAAAGCGAUGGCGGUAGUAUAUCAUCGCCUGAUAUAUCUAUCAGUGAUGAGAGAAUAUCAAAUUGUGCAGUCUACGAAAAUUUUCCACAACAUGAUUUUAACAAAAAUAAUUUUGCGGGAACGGCGGGUAUGACUGGACUACCUUUUGGUUACACUAAUGAUCCACAUUUUCCAGCAGGAUUUACAGCUUUCUGUAAGUUAUCAUAA